Molecule: messenger RNA, 714 nt
Organism: Helobdella robusta
Lineage: Eukaryota; Metazoa; Annelida; Clitellata; Rhynchobdellida; Glossiphoniidae
Exons: 3
Coding region: 1-714 (237 amino acids)
Source: RefSeq, a predicted model, not a curated record
AUGGCGAGUUGUCAAUGCUCCACACUGCUAGCAAUUUUUAGUCAUCAGACUCGAUGCAAAAACAUUGGCAUCGUUAAUGUGAAUGAUUUGAUGAUGCAUCGCACUGAUGGGAAAAUUAAUGAAAACUCCUUGUUUUCUGGAGGGUAUAAUGAAUUGGAACAUUUCUGCUGUGCUCACGUGCAAAAGCAAGCUAGAUACAAAAUCAAUCAUCAUGCACUCGACAAGCAUUACAUCUACAACAGCAUCAACAACAUCAACAACAGCAUCAACAACAUCAACAACAACAACAUCAUCAACAUCAUCAACAACAUCAUCAACAACAUCAUCAACGUCAACAUUAUCAACAACAUCAUCAACAUCAUCGUCAACAUCAACAUCUACAACAACAUCAUCAACAUCAGCAAUUUUCACAACAACAAAUACACUGUGUACCUUUUAUUGCAUGAUUCAGCAACAUUAAUAGCAUCAAAAAAUAUCAAUAACAACAGCAGCAACAUCAACAACAACAUCAACAACAACAUCAAAAACAGCAGCAACAACAACAGCAGCAACAAAAACAACAGCAACAUUCACAGCAUCAACAACAUCAAUAAUAUAAACAACAUCAACAGCAACAGCAUCAACAAUAACAGCAGCAACACCAACUGCAGCAACAACAACAGCAGCAACAUCAACAGCAGCAGCAACAACAGCAGCAACAUCAACAUGCAUUGA